UCGUGCGUUCAAGGUUAAUAACCACGUGUUAUUUUUGUUUAAUUUGAUUUUCGUUGUUCAAAUUUUCAAAAUUUCGUUUUUAUUAAAAAUAAUUACGUUUUUAUAUUUUGUUAAAUAGUUAUCAUUUAUCUCAACUAGCCACUAAAAUGGUAAUAACAAAACUCUACAAGUCAUCAGGACUAUUAUCAGGUCAGCUGUCAUCAAAACUCACGACCUUGCAACAAAUAUGUCCCUCAAUAACCAGCCUCCAAACAGAAACCUGCUAUUACAUCGAAAGCGAUUCCGCCCUAACCUCAGCGGACCUUAAAAUAAUAAAUUUCGCCCUAACGUCGCCAUUUGACCCCGAGCUGCAUAACGAAUCCCGGAUUUCAAGCCCAAUGAUAAUCGAAAUCGGGCCGCGGCUUAAUUUCUCCACGGCCUUUUCCAGCAACGCGGUCUCAAUACUAAAAUCCGCGGGGCUGAGUUGGAUUACGCGGGUAGAAAAAUCUACCAGGUACUGCAUCAACUCUUUGGUUCCAAUAGAUUCGAAUUUAGAAGAUCGUUUGGUCAAUUCCCUGCACGAUCGCAUGACCGAGUGCCGCUACAACCGUCCCAUUGAAUCCUUCGAUCACGGAUUCCGUUCCGAGCCCUGGUUUGAAGUUGACAUCCUCCAGAAGGGCAGACAAGCCCUCGUCGACGUCAACGCACGUCUAGGCCUUGCCUUCGAUGACUGGGAUCUAGAUUUCUACACAGAUCUCUUCAAGUCAAAGCUGAAACGCAACCCCACCAGUGUUGAAUGCUUUGAUUUGGCUCAGUCCAACAGCGAGCACAGUCGCCACUGGUUCUUCCGCGGGAAACUGGUCGUAGAUGGCCAAGAAGAGUCUCAGACACUCUUUGACAUGAUAACAGCGACCCAAAGCACCAGCAAUCCUAACAACGUCAUCAAAUUCGCUGAUAACAGCAGCGCCAUCAAAGGCUAUCGCGUCCCAACGGCAAUCCCUAGGGAAACAUGGCAGCCAAGUGCGUUCCAGGUCGCAGAUGUUCACAAGCACUUGAUAUUCACUGCGGAAACCCACAAUUUUCCGACAGGAGUCGCGCCCUUCAGUGGAGCGACCACUGGAACCGGUGGUAGGAUCCGUGAUAUCCAGGGCUGCGGUAGGGGGGGUUACUACAUUGCAGGGACUGCUGGUUACAGUGUCGGGAACUUAUUUAUUCCGGGUUACAAACUUCCUUGGGAAGUGCCAGCAGCUUAUCCGUCUAAUUUAGCAACGCCGUUGGAGAUAAUCAUCGAAGCCAGCAAUGGAGCUUCUGAUUACGGUAACAAAUUUGGGGAGCCGAUGAUCUCAGGGUUCGCGAGGACAUUCGGGAUGAUGAUGGACCCUAGGGUUGAGUGGAUCAAGCCGAUUAUGUUCAGCGGUGGGUGUGGAACGGUCGAUGCCAAUAUGAUUGAUAAGUUGGCUCCUGAACCUGGAAUGCAGGUUGCUAAGAUCGGGGGUCCGGUUUAUAGGAUUGGGGUUGGCGGGGGUGCUGCUUCUUCGGUUGCGGUUCAAGGCACGCAGGCGGCGGAGCUAGACUUUGGGGCCGUGCAACGUGGGGAUGCAGAGAUGGAACAGAAGUUGAACCGCGUGGUCCGCGGGUGCACGGAAUUGGGUGAUAGGAACCCAAUUUUGAGUAUUCAUGACCAAGGUGCAGGUGGGAAUGGGAACGUUCUCAAGGAAUUGGUGGAACCAGCUGGCGCUGUGAUUUUUAAGCAGAAGUUUGAACUAGGAGACCCGAGUAUCAGUACCCUGGAGCUCUGGGGUGCUGAGUAUCAGGAAAAUGACGCGAUUUUGUGUUACCAAGAUGACGUGGGACUGAUUGAGAAAAUUGCGAAGCGUGAGAAGUGUCCGGUUAAUUUCGUGGGCACUGUAACUGGUACUGGGAAGAUCAUUUUGUCUGAAGAAGAAGAAUGUGAUGCUACGAAGUACAUGACAACUAAUGGAGAUUCAGGUCUGAAGCAUCCAGUGGACCUAGACCUUGAAUUCGUGCUCGGGAAAAUGCCCCAGAAGACAUUUGUUAUGACCCGGGAACCCGCGAAACUGAAAGCUUUGGUCUUGAGACCUGACCUGAGCGUAUCCGAAGCACUAGAUCGCGUCCUUAGACUCCCUAGUGUCGGAAGCAAGCGAUACCUGACCAAUAAAGUCGAUCGGUGCGUAACUGGACUAGUCGCCCAGCAACAAUGCGUGGGACCGCUUCAUACUCCAUUGGCCGACGUGGCAGUCACUGCAAUCUCACACUUCUCUACUGCCGGACUCGCCACGUCAAUUGGCGAGCAACCGAUCAAAGGACUUGUCAAUGUUGAAGCCGGUGCUAGGAUGACAGUCAUCGAAGCAGUGGCAAAUUUGGUCUUCGCCAAAAUAUCCGACCUCCGGGAUGUUAAGUGCAGCGGGAACUGGAUGUGGGCCGCUAAAUUAGAAGGCGAGGGUGCUAAGCUCUACGACGCAUGUCGUGCGAUGUGUCAGCUGAUGAGUGACCUCGGGAUCGCCAUUGACGGAGGCAAGGAUUCGCUGAGUAUGGCAGCAAGAAUUGGAUCCGAAGUCGUCAAAGCGCCUGGUACUCUUGUGGUCUCUUGCUACGCACCCUGUCCUGAUGUUACCAAAGUCGUUACUCCAGACAUCAAAGGACCCAGCAGAGGACACGAAAGCUCGCUGAUCUUCGUUGAUUUGUCUGGUGGCAAAAGCCGACUAGGUGGCACUGCGCUGGCCCAAGUCUACAGCCAGCUUGGAGAUGAAGUUCCUGAUGUUGAGAAUGCGAGCGACUUUGUCAAGGCUUUCGAAAUCAUCCAGCAGCUUAUUGCUGAAGGUAAGAUUCUUUCUGGGCACGAUGUAAGUGACGGCGGACUCAUUACCUGCUUCCUGGAGAUGGCUUUCGCUGGAUUAGCUGGUCUAGAAGUCAAAAUACUUCACAAAGAAGGCAGCGCACUGGAAAUUCUGUUCGCUGAAGAGGUCGGUUGGGUUCUGGAAGUCGCCAGUCCUGCAGAUGUCCUGGAAAUAUUCCAGAAGGCUAAAGUUCCAGCCUUCUUUAUCGGAAAGGCCACGAAACUGGGAAUGGACUCCCCGAUAACCGUUUACGUGAACGAUGAACGUGUUCUGGACGCGACGGUGUUCCAGUUGAUGAAAAUCUGGGAGGAAACCAGCGCACAGUUGGAAAAACGUCAGACCAACGUUUCCUGUGCGGAAGAAGAGUUCGCCAGCUUGCGAAAACGUCGGGUUCCUUAUUCCCACUUGUCAUUUGAUCCAGACAUGAAACCCGUUGUAGAAAAGCCUUUGAAAGUGGUCAAGGUCGCGGUGGUUCGUGAGGAAGGAAUCAACGGAGACCGGGAAAUGGCUGCGGCCUGCAUGCAAGCGGGAUUCGAGGCCUGGGAUGUCACGGUCCAGGAUCUGUUGGAAGGACACGUGACCCUGGACCAAUUCCGAGGUGUAAUCUUCCCCGGAGGGUUCAGUUACGCGGAUGUCUUGGGUUCCGCGAAGGGUUGGGCUGCCAGUUUGCUGUUCCAUCCAGUUCUGCGCUCGCAAUUGGACGCUUUUAAAAACAGGAGCGACACUUUCAGUCUUGGGGUCUGCAAUGGGUGCCAGCUGAUGAGUCUGCUGGGUUGGGUUGGGUCUGAGAAGAAUUCCAGCGAACCUACGGUUAUUUUGGACCACAACAAGUCCGAGAGGUUCGAGUGCCGUUGGAGCUCAGUCAGGAUCGAAAAGUCCAAGGCCAUUAUGCUCAAGGGAAUGGACCAGACGGUCAUGGGCGUCUGGGUCGCGCAUGGAGAGGGCAAAUUUACAUUCCGUUCUGACCAGGUUCUGGAGAAAUUGAUAACAGAGGAAUGCGUCGCUAUCAGAUACGCUGAUGACGCGGGACAGGCUACUGAGUCGUACCCCAUGAAUCCUAACGGAAGUAUUGGUGGCGUCGCGGGCGUUUGUUCAACUGACGGAAGACAUCUUGCCAUGAUGCCGCACCCGGAAAGAUGCACUCAGAUGUGGCAAUGGCCGUACGUUCCUGUAGGAUGGAGUAAUAAGACAUCUCCUUGGCUCAGGAUUUUCCAGAACGCGUUUGAUUGGUGUUCAGAUAAUUAAUUAUUUUUUUGUUUGUUAUAUUUUUUAUUUUUAAUGGAAAGUAAUAUUUUAAAUAAUUACGAUUAAUUUUUUGUAAAAGGGAGGCAAAAUGGGCCAAUGAAAAAAUAUACUAAACCGGUAUUUUUUAUAUAUAUUUAGAGUGAACUAUAAUACUUGAAAUAAUAUUUAAAUAUACUACAAUAUUUUUUUAUUUUUGAAUGAAAUAGCUUAAAUAUAUCGAAAUAAUAAAAAAAUAUUAAUGAUAAAACG
Microplitis mediator is the source of this 4331-nucleotide messenger RNA. RefSeq names its product phosphoribosylformylglycinamidine synthase (gene Pfas). Bases 147 to 4082 code for a protein of 1311 amino acids. The record is from RefSeq and is a predicted model, not a curated record. Gene Ontology annotation, biological process: 'de novo' IMP biosynthetic process. The transcript has 3 exons. NCBI's taxonomy places the organism in Eukaryota, Metazoa, Arthropoda, Insecta, Hymenoptera, Braconidae. Gene Ontology annotation, molecular function: phosphoribosylformylglycinamidine synthase activity.